This is a messenger RNA of Myripristis murdjan (pinecone soldierfish), 3673 nucleotides long. It is a transcript of the gene ncam1a, whose product is annotated as neural cell adhesion molecule 1a. NCBI's taxonomy places the organism in Eukaryota, Metazoa, Chordata, Actinopteri, Holocentriformes, Holocentridae. Gene Ontology annotation, biological process: cell adhesion. Gene Ontology annotation, cellular component: membrane. Bases 245 to 2524 code for a protein of 759 amino acids. The transcript is spliced from 21 exons. Gene Ontology annotation, molecular function: protein binding. The record is from RefSeq and is a predicted model, not a curated record.
GGACCGGGGCGGAGUAAUUCGCGUUGCAUCUGUGUGUGUGCGUACGCGUGUGUUGAGUGUGUGCUACGGCUGCUCCUUGUCACUCAUUGUGCUGCGAACACGGGUAGCGACAAGGACCAAAAUUCCCUCCGGUAGCAGAUUCUCUGGAAACGGCUGAUAUCUCUGUUUUUCCCCCGCAAGUGAAGAACCCGCCUGGUUAAAGUGCGUCUGUUCUUCAAGGAGAAUAUCACUGUGAGAUAUUGCAAUGCUUCAAACAAGGGACCUCAUCUGGGUAUUGCUUUUCAUUGGCUAUGCAGCCUCGCUCCAGGUGGAAAUCACCCCAUCACAAGGAGAGAUCAGUGUGGGAGAGUCCAAAUUUUUCCUCUGCGAAGUGGUAGGAGAUGCUAAAGACAUUGACUGGUACGACCCCAGUGGGGAGAAGAUCCUCCCGAACGGGCAGGACCUCGCCGUGAGCCGCAGCGAUGGAAUGUCCACCCUCACCAUCUACCACGCCAACGUGGACAGCGCCGGCAUCUACAAGUGCGUGGCCAAGAACGGCGACAAGGAGGCCCAGGCCACGGUGCAAGUCAAGAUCUUCCAAAAGAUCACGUUCCAGAAUGCUCCCAACCCACAGGAGUUCAACGAGGGCGACGACGCCGUCAUAAUCUGCGAUGUGGUCAGUUCACCGCCGCCCACUAUCAUUUGGAAGCACAAGGGAUCUAAGAUCCAGUUUGCAAAAGACGUGCGAUUCACGGUCAUGGGCAACAACCACCUGAAGAUCCGCGGAAUCAAGAAGACCGAUGAGGGGAUGUACACGUGUGAGGCACGUGUCAUGGCCAGGGGAGAGAUCGACUUCAAGACGAUCAAGGUCAUUGUUAAUGUGCUUCCCAGCAUCCGUACCAGGCAGACAGAAGUCAAUGCCACGGCAGAUAUCGGCAGUUCUGCUAUGCUGGCCUGUGAUGCCGACGGCUACCCUGAACCCACCGUCACCUGGGCCCGUAACAACGUUGUCCUUGAAACGGAUGAUAAGUACAGCCUGAACGAGGAUGGUUCAGAAUUGAUAAUAAAAGAUGUCAAGAAAGUGGAUGAAGGAGAUUACACUUGCAUUGCCAAGAACAAGGCGGGAGAGAAAUCUGAGGAAGUCAGCCUGAACGUGUUUGUGCAACCUAAGAUCACCUUCCUGGACAACCAGACUGCCUCGGAGCUGGAGGAACAAGUCACUCUGACUUGCGAGGCCUCAGGGGACCCCACGCCCACCAUCUCCUGGAGUUUUGGACGCCGGGUUUUCACCGAAGGAGUGCAGGCUUCUUGGACUCGGCCAGACACGUAUGAGAGCCUCGACGGGAACGUGGUGGUGCGCAGCCACGCCCGCGUCUCCUCCCUCACCCUGAAGUACGUCCAGUUCACCGACGCCGGCCAGUACCUCUGCACCGCCCGCAACUCCAUCGGCCAGGACAGCCAGUACAUGUACCUGGAAGUCCGCUAUGCUCCAAAGGUCCAGGGCACGGUGACGUGGUACACCUGGCAGGGGAACCCAGUCAACAUCACCUGCGAGGUGCUGGCCCACCCGGGAGCCGCGGUGGAGUGGUACAGGGAUAAUGAGCCGCUGCCCAGUGCAAACACCACCAACAUUAAGAUCUACAACACACCAGCUGUCAGCUACUUGGAGAUCACUCCUACUUCUCAAAAUGACUUUGGUAGCUACAACUGCACAGCGACUAACGUGAUCGGCACAGAGUCCAAGGAGUUCCUUCUUAUCCAAGCAGAGGUGCCAUCAUCCCCUGCCAUCCACCGAGUGGAGCCGUUCUCCAGCACGGCAGUCGUGGAGUUUGAUGAGCCGGAUUCGACCGGCGGAGUGCCCAUCACCAAGUACAGGGCCGACUGGCGGGUGCCUGGCCAGGACUGGGCUGGCAGGGAGUACGACGCUGAGGACGGCCUGAGCAUGAUCACCAUUGUUGGCCUGAAGCCCGAGACCACCUACGAGGUCAAGAUAUCCGCCAUUAACGGCAAAGGUGAAGGCGAGAGUAGCCCACCCACCAGUUUCAAGACCGAGCCAGUCCAGUAUACUUUCACAAACGGCAUUCCUUUUCAUUACACUAACGGAGAGUCAGUUUCAUCAGAGACACCAACCCUCAUUCCUCCAACCAGUAUGGCCCUUAAAGGGGAACCCAGUGCCCCCAAGCUAGAGGUCAAGCUGCACAAAGGCAACUCCCUCAAGGUGAACUGGAUCAAGCAGGACGAUGGGGGCUCGCCCAUCAAACAUUACCUGGUCAGAUACAAGGCUAAGCACGUCUCUGACUGGAAACCGGAGAUCCGCCUCCCUCACGGCAGCGAUUACGUGGUGCUGAGCGGCUUGGACUGGAAUACAGAGUACGAGGUCUACGUGGUAGCGGAGAACCAGCAGGGCAAGUCCAAACCCGGUGUGCUCUCCUUCAGAACGGCCACAGAGCCCACUACUGUCCCAGCUACCCUUGGUUGCCGAUCUGUGACGUGCAGUCUGGCAGCUGUUUUGCUGUCCGUGCUGACUGUGUUCUGGCUCUCAUAAACUGGUGUCGUUCAAGGAGAAAGAGGAUAGUCUGAUCCUUUGAAAUCUCGGGCCAGACUCCUUUGCUUUCUAUGCCUUUUGACCCUUGUGCAGCCACACACAAGAAAAAAAAAAAAAAAAGAAAAAGAAACAAAAAAAAAACAACAAGACGAAGAGUCAAGACAUCGGUUUCAUAACGUUAUUACAGGGUGCUGAGUACUUUCAUCAUUCUCAGUUUUUGGGGCGAAUUUUAAUUCUGUUUAUUUUUGUUUUCAUCUCUUCAUGUUGUGUAUGAAUAGAUUCAGAAAGGGGUUUUUGUUUUUUGCUGUUUUUUUGUUUUGUUUUUGUUUUUUUUUGGACAGAUUUAUCAAUGUUACACAAUGGACUUGAGUACUAUAUUGGCAUAAUGUAGGGAAGGCAUUGCCACCUUAUUUUAGAUAUGUUAGUAACACAUUCAUAAUGCCUUAAUAUGAUCUUCAGAGGGGUGGUGAGUAGAUUAUUACCAUAUACCUGUCUAAUUAUAUGUCUGUCUAAAUCAGAAAUGGAAAAUUGUACAGAGGAAUUUUAUUUUGCAAUUUAUUUGCCUAAUAAAUGCACACACGUCAUUCCUCCGUUAUGUCACAGAUGACAUCAAAGCAUGAACACUGCAUGAAAGCUGACAUAAGGCAUGAUCCAGUAUUCAUGAAUGUGCUAUGCAGCUGCUUUGAAGCUCCUAGUCAAGCAUUAUGAAUGUGUUAACCAGGUUACAUGUAAAGUGUUUAGCAAAAUGCUGUGCCUAAUUUCUGUUUUUGGAUACAAGCUUGAAAUGUUAAUGGUUCCCGCUGUACGAAACGAGGAAAGGUACAGUUUAACCUUGUUUAUGAUCAGAGUAUUCAUUUUUCUUACUUGCUCAUGUCACCAUUAGAAAAGCUCAUUUUCAAAGGGGGAUUGUUAUGUGACCGCCUUGUCAGGAGAGGGCAGAAGGAUUGUGCAGACAACAACAACAACAACAACAAUGACAACAACAACAACAAAAAAAAACAAAUGUGUUUUGUGACAAAAGUGUAUAUAAUCUUUUCAAAAAGAUGUUCAAGAAAUUCAGAAAAUCAGCUGUUAUUUUGAUGGUUUAUGUUCUCUUUUUACCUGAAAAUGGGAUCAAAAAAAAAAAAAAAGGUAAAAAUUAACAUGGCA